Molecule: messenger RNA, 741 nt
Organism: Lactuca saligna
Lineage: Eukaryota; Viridiplantae; Streptophyta; Magnoliopsida; Asterales; Asteraceae
Source: the annotation of a GenBank genome assembly
AUGUGGGGUUUUCCUUCAAAUGUCAGCUCCAAAGACUCCACAAGACCCAAUCAAGCUUCUUCCGAAUGUUCUGAUGACGAAAUCUCCAUGAACAACAACAGAGAUGAAGCUCUAGAAUGCCCCAUUUGCUGGGAAUCCUUCAAUAUCGUUGAAAAUGUUCCCUACGUCUUAUGGUGUGGCCAUACCCUUUGUAAAAACUGUGUUCUUGGACUCCAAUGGGCUGUUGUCAAACUCCCAACUCUUCCAAUUCAACUCCCGUUUUUCAUAUCUUGUCCAUGGUGCAACCUGUUAUCACUUCGCCUUGUUUACAAAGGCAACCUCAAGUUUCCUAAAAAGAAUUACUUUCUUCUAUGGAUGGUCGAAAGCAUAAAUGGUGAAAGAAAGUCUCAUUCCAAUUCUUGUUCUGACCAUUUACCAGUAGUUCCCGCUUGGAGUUGGAGUCGAGGGUUGAUCACUAAUCAAAGUAGCCAUACGAAUAGUCAUGUGGGCCCACGUAGCCAUGUGAAUGCUGAGAGAUUGCAGUCGUCUUUGAGAAAAUCUUUCUUCUUUUUUGUUCACUUGACAGCUAAGUUCCCUUUGGUGUUCAUAUUUCUGCUUAUUGUUCUAUAUGCAAUACCUGCAAGUGCUGUGAUCUUGGCUGUGUAUAUUCUCAUCACAAUUCUGUUUGCUUUGCCAUCUUUUCUUGUUCUUUAUUUCGCGUAUCCGAGUCUUGAUUGGUUGGUUAGAGAAAUCAUCACUUGA